CCCUUCCUCCGCAGCGCGCCCGCGCCAUGGCCCUGCCCUGGGGAAUGCUGCUGCUGCUGCUUGGUGGGGUCCUGGCGCAGGAUGCGGCCGCGCAGGGCUGCCUCCCGCUGCCGGACGGUGAGUGCCCUCCUCCGCCCCGGGACAUCGACGGGAUCGCCACCAUGCCGCAGUACCGGCACAACGAACCCCGGUUGCGAUGCCCCCGGUGACCGCCGAGCCCCCGUUUUCCCCCCCGCAGCUCCCAACGCGGCGCUGGGGCGCCCGGCCGCCCAGUCGUCCAUCUUCCCCAACCACAGCAUCCCCGCCAACGCGGUGGACGGCAACCGGGACGGCGACUGGCGGCACGGCUCCUGCAGCCACACGCGGCGCGAGCACGAGCCCUGGUGGGCCGUGGACCUGGGCGGGCGGCACGCGGUGGCGGCGGUGCUGGUGAAGAACCGGCAGGACUGCUGCUGGCAGCGCCUGCGCGGCGCCCAGGUCCACGUCGGGGACGCGCCGGCCGAGCGCGGCCGGGACAACCCCAUGUGAGUCGGGCGGGCGAUGCCACCGGGGCCGCUCAGCACCGCCAUCCCCGCUCAGCACCGCCUCUCCUCCUGUCCCCCCGGCAGCUGCGGCGUCAUCGCCGACACUGGCCCCGGCUCGCUCAGCACCGUGUGCUGCCGGGGGCUGCAGGGCCGCUACGUCUCCAUCCUCAUCCCCGGGCGCGAGGACGCGCUGGUGCUGUGCGAGGUGGAAGUGCUGCUGCAGGGAUGCACCGCGUUGCCCGGAGGUGAGAGGCGGCCCCCGGGGCUGGGAGGACGGCACGGGGAGGGUCCCGGUGCCGGCAGCCGUCGUCCGUGCUCCCGUGGCCAUUGCAGCCCCCAACGUGGCGCGGGGC
Messenger RNA from Cygnus olor (mute swan), 877 nucleotides. Its product is annotated as fucolectin-1-like. NCBI's taxonomy places the organism in Eukaryota, Metazoa, Chordata, Aves, Anseriformes, Anatidae. The transcript has a single exon. The record is from RefSeq and is a predicted model, not a curated record. The coding region runs from base 82 to 528 and encodes 148 amino acids.